Molecule: messenger RNA, 201 nt
Organism: Pipistrellus nathusii (Nathusius's pipistrelle)
Lineage: Eukaryota; Metazoa; Chordata; Mammalia; Chiroptera; Vespertilionidae
Source: the annotation of a GenBank genome assembly
AUGAAGCCUCUCCUCAUUGUGUUUGUCUUUCUCAUCUUCUGGGACCCAGCUCUGGCAGGCUUGAAUCCACUAUCAUCAGAAAUACACCAGAAAUGCUAUGGAAAUGGCACCUGCAGACUCGAGUGCUAUACAAGUGAAAUGUUAGUUGCCUACUGUACGUUUCAGCUGGAGUGCUGUGUCAAAGGAAACCCUGACCCCUGA